AUGCCGUCCCCAGCACCAGAAACCCAGCCCCCGCGCUCCCCGCAACCGCCAAAAGCCCGCUUCCGCUCACGCUCGCGCUCCCCACGUCGAGAAGACAGGGACAGGGAUAGCAACCGGGGCUCCGAGCGCCGCCGUUCUCGCUCUCGCUCCCCACCGCGCCGCCCAAAGAACUUCUCUGGGCUUAAGUGGAAGAAGCAUGACCGACGUGAUGACUCUGAGCGAGAUGGUGAGCGGAAUAUAGGUCGGGGAUAUCGGGCGCAAGAGGAAGAUAGGAGGAGGAGGGAUAGGAGUAGAGAUCGGGAGAGGGAUAGGGAGGACAUCGACCGUGACCAAACCCUUCCUCCUCCCCGCUCCAACUCCCACCCCAAGCCCCGCGCCAAAAAGCCCGACAAGGCCUCCGGUCCCACUCCCGCCGCCCCACCAAGUGAACCCAUGAUCAUCGUAACCGUGAACGACCGGCUCGGCACGAAAGCGCAAAUCCCGUGUUUUGCCUCCGACCCAGUCAAAGUCUUCAAAGCGAUGGUUUCGGCGAAGAUUGGGAGACCAGCACAUGAAAUUAUGUUGAAGAGGCAGGGAGAGCGGCCGUUUAAGGAUCAUAUUACUUUGGGUGAUUAUGGGGUUAGUAAUGGGGUGCAGUUGGACCUUGAGUUGGAUACUGGGGAUUAA
Molecule: messenger RNA, 666 nt
Organism: Lindgomyces ingoldianus
Lineage: Eukaryota; Fungi; Ascomycota; Dothideomycetes; Pleosporales; Lindgomycetaceae
Product: ubiquitin-like protein
Exons: 2
Coding region: 1-666 (221 amino acids)
Biological process (GO): protein modification process; mRNA splicing, via spliceosome
Cellular component (GO): nucleus; cytoplasm
Molecular function (GO): protein tag activity; protein binding
Source: RefSeq, a predicted model, not a curated record